Myxocyprinus asiaticus (Chinese sucker) is the source of this 555-nucleotide messenger RNA. Its product is annotated as proteasome subunit beta type-11-like. Gene Ontology annotation, molecular function: threonine-type endopeptidase activity. NCBI's taxonomy places the organism in Eukaryota, Metazoa, Chordata, Actinopteri, Cypriniformes, Catostomidae. Gene Ontology annotation, cellular component: proteasome core complex. The annotation marks the transcript as partial. The transcript is spliced from 2 exons. The record is from RefSeq and is a predicted model, not a curated record.
CAUGGUACCACAACUCUGGGCUUUGCGUUCCAGGGAGGCAUGAUAGCUGCAGCCGAUACGCGUUCCAGCUGCUCGGGUCUGGUGGCGUGUACCGCGUCCCCAAAGGUCUUACCCAUCCACUAUCACCUGGUGGGCACCACCUCAGGAACCUCGGCUGACUGUGCCCUAUGGAAGCGCAUCCUGGCACGAGAGCUCAGGCUCUACCAGCUUCGACAUCACCGUAAGCUGUCAACAGAAGGUGCCGCCAAACUGCUGUCCCACAUGCUGCACCCGUUUAAAGGCACGGAGCUGUGCGUUGCAGCCACUCUGUGUGGAUGGGAUGGGGAUGAGGAAAUCACAAUUGUGUCUGGUCCACGCCUGCAGGGGGAGCUGUUCUCUGUGGGAUCGAGGUCACCCUAUGCAUACUCAAUCCUGGACAGCAGCGUUUACUGGGGAAUGAGCAUAGAGGAUGCCACUUCAGUUGCCAGGGAGGCCGUGUACCGUGCCACACACAGAGAUGCAUACUCAGGCAAUAACGUGGAUCUCUACCACGUUACUGCUAAAGGAUGGAGGUGA